Molecule: messenger RNA, 4997 nt
Organism: Gadus morhua (Atlantic cod)
Lineage: Eukaryota; Metazoa; Chordata; Actinopteri; Gadiformes; Gadidae
Gene: eml3
Product: EMAP like 3
Exons: 24
Coding region: 415-3597 (1060 amino acids)
Biological process (GO): microtubule cytoskeleton organization
Cellular component (GO): mitotic spindle
Molecular function (GO): microtubule binding
Source: RefSeq, a predicted model, not a curated record
UUUCAUAGGGGGGGGCUGUUACCAGUAGUGAAAAAGUUGGAGAACAUGUUUCAAAACACACGUUUUGUACAGCAGAAUCGUUUAAACAGAGGAAGACUGAGAAGCAGGAGAUGAGAGCCACUCAACGUGCCUGGAUAAUGAGGAUUUAUUGACAGCAUAGCUUUAGCUCCGUGUCAAAGUGAUCUUCCGGAUUAACGUCCGGACGUGUGGAGCGCGUUUUGGAGAGCUCUUCCCUGACCGCGUCUCUCACACUGCCAUGCGUGCUGGUCCUCUGUGCUGCUCGGCUCAAAAGCACCUCGGCAGGAGGGUGGGGGUCCAUGAAGUGUUACCUCUGACCAGCAGCUUUCAGCAUGGAAGAUACACCCCCGACCCAAGUCUGACUUCUAGAGGUUUUUAGUGUUUAAAGCUCGGAAUAUGGAUAGCUCCACGAACAGCCUGGACGACGUGUCCCCGGACGGCGGCGGCGAGGUCCUGCAUCGGACCUCCUUGAUGGAGGUGCGUCUGCAGGCUCAGGAGGACGACAUCGUGCUGCUCAAGGCCUCGCUGGCCGACGCCCUCCGCAAGCUGCGGCUCCACGACCAGCUCAUCGCCCUGCUCAAGGAGCACGUGGUGACAGCAGUGAUCCCGGAGGCGUCGUUCGCCACCAACCACCCGCCGGGCUACCCGGGGCCCUCGUACCCCAUCAGGAGCCGGCGCUCGGCCAGCGUCACCGCCGAAACCCUGCGCUACGCGGCCUGCAGCGAUCUGACCGCCAGCCAAGUUUCAAACAGUGUGGGCGUCCACGGCAACGGGAACGGCCACGUCGGGGCCCCGGUGUCCCGGGAGCCCGGGGAGCCCUGGACCCUGGCCGCACUGCUGGACAAGUCCACCCAGACAGAGCCCGCCGCCGCCGCCGCCGCCGCCGCGUGGGGGCCCCCCGGGGCCCUCCCGCCCCUCUGCAGGGCCGUCCAGAGCCUGCAGCUGGAGGACGCUCUGUUCCUCCCCUCUCCGGCCGCGCCCCCCCGGGGCCCCCAGGGGGAGGGCCCCCGGGGGAAGCUCCACCGCAACCCGGGUCUGGAGGAGGAGGACGAGGAGCUGGGGGAGGCCGGGGAGGAGCCGGAGGAGGAGGAGGAGGGGGAGGAGGAGGAAGAGGAGGAGGAAGGAGGAGGAGGAGGAGGAGGAGCAGCAGCGCGGGGGGGCAAGGAGGAGCCGGUGCGGCCGGCGGCCGUGGUGCGCAGGCUGCUCCGGAAGGAGGACUCCCACGACACCAGCAGCAGCUCCACCGAGGAGCCCGGCCCGGCCCCCCCGGCCGCGGCCCUCACCCGGCCCGACCCGGGCCCCGGUCAGACCCGUGGGGCCCGGCCCAACACCCCCAACCUGCUGGGGGAGAAGAAAACUCUGGUCCGACGGAACAGUGAGAAGGUGGGGAAGGACCUCCUGGACAGGACCAAGAAGCGUCUGGACAAGAAGGCCUUGUCCACUGCCAACCUGUACUCCCGCUCCAGCAGCCUGGAGACUCGGGCCAAAGACAUGAUAGCCAGCACAGCGAAUUCCGGGUCGCGGAGAGGAACGUACAGCCAAGAACAGUCCACCAAGAUGUUCAUCCGGGGACGCCCCAUCACCAUGUACAUCCCCUCCAACAUACAGAACUACGAGGACCUGAAGAUGGAGCUGCCCUCCGCCAAGCUGGAGCUAGACUGGGUCUAUGGCUACCGGGGUCGGGAUUGCCGUGCCAACCUGUACUUCCUGCCGACGGGCGAGGCGGUGUACUUCAACGCCUGCGUGGUGGUGCUGUACCACAUCAACAACCGCACACAGCGGCACUACCGCAAGCACACCGACUGCGUCCGCUGUCUGACACUCCAUCCCGAUAACGUGCGCGUGGCGUCCGGCCAGACGUCCGGCGUGGAUAAGGACGGAAAGCCACUCCAGCCGUGUGUCCACAUCUGGGACUCUAACACGCUGGUCACCCUGCAGCUGAUCGGCCUGGGAACCUUCGAGAGGGGGGUGGGCUCGGUGGCCUUCUCCAUCGCUGACGCCGGGGCCGUCCUCUGUGUGAUCGACGACUCCAACGAGCACAUGAUGUCCCUGUGGGACUCCACCAAGGGGACCAAGCAUGCCGAGGUCAAGAGCACCAAUGAGGCUGUGUUCGCCGUGGAGUUCAACCCGGUCGACGGCAGCAACAUCAUCACCUGCGGAAAGUCCCACGUGUACUUCUGGACCCUGAGCGGCGGGCAGCUCACCAAGAAGCAAGGCAUCUUUGGAAAAUACAAGAAGCCCAAGUUCAUCCAGUGCUUCAUCUUCAGCCUGACGGGGGACGUCCUCACCGGGGACUCGGAGGGGAACAUCCUGACCUGGGGGAAGUCCGCGGCCGACGUGAAGACCCUGGGGAAAGGCGCUAAAGAGACCCUACAGAUCAUGCGGCAGACCAAGGCCCACGAGGGCAGCGUGUUCACCCUGUGCGCCCUGCAGGGCGGCGGUCUACUCAGCGGCGGCGGCAAGGACCGCAGGAUCAUCCGCUGGAGCGCAGACCUGGCCCCGGAGAGAGAGUGUGAGAUCCCUGAGCAGUUCGGAGCAGUCCGUACCAUUGCGAAUGUGGACGGGGAGGAGCUGUUAGUUGGUACAACCCGGAACGCUAUCCUGAGGGGCACCUUUUCACAGGGAUUCGUGGCCAUUGUGCAGGGUCACAUGGAUGAGAUGUGGGGCUUGGCCACACAUCCCUCCCAGAAUACCUUCCUCACCUGCGGCCACGACAGACAGGUGUGUCUGUGGAACACAGAGGAACACAAGCUGGACUGGUGCACUACACUGGAGGAGUACGGCUUGUGUGCAGACUUCUGUCCAAAUGGCGCCGUGGUCUCCGUGGGCCUCUGCACUGGCAGGUGGUUGGUCCUUGACCUGCUGACCAUGGAGGUGGUCACAGACCUAACGGACGGGAACGAGCAGCACUCUGUCAUGAGAUAUUCUCCAGAUGGCAGCUAUCUAGCUGUGGGUUCCCAUGACAACUUUAUCUACAUCUACACUGUGACGGAGAGUGGCAGGCGCUACACCCGUUUUGGCAAGUGCAACGGCCACUCCAGCUUUAUAACGCACCUUGAUUGGUCCAAAGAUGGGAAUUACAUCAUGUCAAAUUCGGGCGACUAUGAGAUCCUCUAUUGGGACAUCACUGGAGGUUGUAAACUAUUGAGGAACCGCUUCGAGAGCAAAGACCGGGAGUGGGCCUCCUACACCUGUGUGCUGGGCUUCCACGUCAUGGGCGUCUGGCUGGAGGGCUCGGACGGCACCGACAUCAACGCCCUGUGCCGCUCCCACAGCGAGAGGCUGGUGGCCGUGGCCGACGACUUCUGCAAGGUCCACCUCUUCCAGUACCCCUGUCCAAAGCCCAAGGCCCCGAGCCUGAUGUACGACGGCCACGGGAGUCACGUGACCAAUGUGUGCUUCACGCACAGCGACGACCACCUGCUCUCCAUGGGGGGCAAGGACACCUGCAUCCUCCAGUGGAAGGUGAUCGGAUGUGGGGGAGGGGGAGGAGGAGGAGGAGGAGGAGGUGGAGGAGCCGGCAGCCGCGAGAGACUGGCCUCCACCUCCACCAGCUCCCCAGAACCGACCACUAGCUGAAGGGAAGGGAAUCCCUUCGGCCAUGGACUGCUUAGAGCAGCCUUGUUUCACGGGCCUCGUUUUGGUGGACUCUCCUGAGGUCAUAAAUGCUUCGGCCACCAGAGGGCGACGUAGGUCUUGCCUCUGUCUUUUUUCUUCAUCGCUGACGUCCCCAACGAAAACGAUCAAACGCUCAGAAGAGACAAAGCAUUGCCACAUUGGAACAUUUCAUUGGGAAUGUUGCCAAUAAGAAAAGCAUAAUCACGCCAUACUCUAUCGAUUCCCAACAUCUUACUGUUCUUGUGGGGUUGGACAUUUAAUAACUGGACACCAUGGCAUCACAAUAGGAAUGUGCACAAUCUACUCAUGCUCUCCCAAAAGCCCAGGCCACACUUGGCAACCAUCUUAUGUCGUUUUAAAUUAAAGUCCAUAAAGAUGUGGAACAUAAAAACUGUUUACCAGGGCUGCCAGUGAUAUUCUAUUACGUAUAACAAUGCAGAUGUUGUACUUCAAUAUAUAAUGAGACAUGGCUAUGCUAUAACUGUUGCAGGCCUACAUUGAGAUGCCGAUUAGAUCAUUGUAUGCGGUAUUUACGGUAUUACAACUGUCAUACAAUGUUAUCUUUACAGUAAACUCCUGACCACCUACAGCCACUAAAUAUACAUUUAGUAUUGAGUGUGUUGUUUAUAGAAUGGAUUUCCUGAAACAGAUGACGUUCUUAAUGUUUACUGUGUGAGUGAGUGAUUGUGUGUGUGUGUGUGUGUGUGUGCGUGUGUGUGUGUGUGUGUGUGUGUGUGCAUGCAUGCGCAUGUGAACAUAGAGAGAACCAGAAUGCAAAAUAGAACGGUUUAGAAGGAGAAGUUAGAUGUUCCACUUAACCUUGCCUAUCGUGUAGUGCGUCAUAGUUUUUUUUCUGUCCAAUAGAUAGAGAACAUUACUUGAGGGUUGACCGAAGUAAAGCUGUAGAAGAUCCAAUACGUUGCGUUAUGCAACAUGUUUUACAUGCCAAAGAAGAAGGAAAGGGCUGAAAAGGAGGGAAAGAGAAAUACUGAGAUGAGAAAUAAACUGUGUAAUGGAUGUAAAGAAUUCCAGUGAAGCAUAUUGUGUAUAAUCAUGUUCACACUGCCAUAUGACUUGUGAAGACCGCUUCCAUUACAAAUACCAACAAAUAACAUUCCAUUGUGUGUUUUUGUUUCUAUUUGCACGCUUUUUCUGUUUACUAGGAACCAGCAAUCAAAAAAUAGUGAUGGCAUAUUUGGAUCUUAAAUGUGGGUACCUCUGAAUUCAUUAUUAUAUAACAAUAACAGCUUAUUGUUUGUGUGUCUAUUACUGUGAUACAAAUAUGUAAGUUGAAUAUGGGAUAUCAAUACAUUUAAUGAUUACAUUUCUGUAUUUCUUUCAUUAAAAGACGAUGGAGACUG